This is a messenger RNA of Argiope bruennichi, 2034 nucleotides long. RefSeq lists its product as uncharacterized. The record is from RefSeq and is a predicted model, not a curated record. NCBI's taxonomy places the organism in Eukaryota, Metazoa, Arthropoda, Arachnida, Araneae, Araneidae. The transcript has 4 exons. The coding region runs from base 621 to 1769 and encodes 382 amino acids.
UGCGAGCAAGAAGAUCCCACGUUUGCUUUGUUUAUAGUAAAAACAACCUACUUUAACAGAGGCGCGCACUACUGAAUGAGAGAGCUGUAGAUUCAAAUAACAUUAGUCAGAAGAUGAGAGAAGUUGGUGCUAAGUUGGCAGGAAUGGUAUUCAUUCCAAGAUUGGUUAAUUCGAAGUUUAUUUCAGUAAUAAUGUAAGGUACAGCAAAACUUCAUUUAAUUAUUAUUUUAUGUUCUUAAAUUCAUUUAUAGAGGUUUUUAGUAAGAUUUGUCAACGAGUCUAAGACUUUUCUCAUUUUUAUUCAUAUGAAGUAUUUGUUCUAUUGAAGAAUUUGGCUAAUGAAGAAUGUACAGGAUGUCCACUCCAAUUUGACACAGAAGCUAAUUUCUGAACGUUUCUGAACGUAGAUGUAUUCAUUUAAUUAGAAAUCUUCUGUAAAGCUGCUGUCCAACAAGGUACUGUCAAUUGAUGUAUUGCUGAAAAAAUUAGGUUUUUAUUACUUAUGAUUAAAAUGAUAACUGCAACCAACUAUUGGCAGUGAAUUUCUCAGUUGAAUACUAAUCUCUUUGGAUAUCUUAACAAGUUCACUACAUUCUAAACACAUCAGUGAAAACGUAACAAUGAGCGCCUCUUUCAUUCCAUCACUUAAACAUAUGACUCUGGCAAAGACCACGAUUGCAAUCUGUAGGGAUUCAGAAAUAAGAUGCUUCAUUAAUGAACUAAAUUUCCUGUGGGAUAAAACUGCUGGAGAAGACAAAUGGAAAGGAUUAAUGGACAAGGCAGAGGAAAAAAUAAAUGAACUACCUGUACCACCUCAACUACAUCAAUGUAUCUUAGCUCUGAUCAAGCCCAUAUCUCUGGAGAUUGCAAGAUGGAAGUACGAUCAUUUAAAAAUUCUUGGAGACAAAUUUGAUUUUCAAAGCUGUCGCCUGUUUUGGGCUCCUGAAGGUACAGUAGAUAGAAAAAAGACAGCAGAGAUGCUAAUUCUAAACAAAAAUAUAUGUAUCAUAAAUCGCUUUUUCUUGGCAUGCUGCUACUGUCGUCAAAACGAUGUAGAAGAGAUAUGGAAUAUUAUGUGUCCAACCGAAAGAAUUCUAAUCUACAAUGAAAAGGACUAUUAUUCUAAUGUAAUAUUUUGGCGUUCUUGGUUAGAAAGUAAAGGUGCCAUUGUUUGGGUUGAACUCCUUGAACAGCUACUUAAUCGAAUUUACCCAGAUACGAUCUGCAAUUACCAUAAAUAUCUAAUUUGGUUGCGAGGUUUUUUCGACAAAUUAACAACAGAGCAACAAAAGGUAGGCAUCUGGUACACUGUGAAUCAUACAUUUAAAGAUCAUGACAAUUUUAGGUUUUGCAUUUCCCAGCUGAACGAAGAAAAGAGGGAAUUGGUUUUCAAAGAAUAUCCUCUUCGUUUACUAAGAUUCUUCUUAGAUUGGCCGUAUCAAAGUUUGUUCUCGGAAGCGGCAGAACAAAUGUGGAAGUAUCUUGACAAAUCAGACUUCAGAUAUUUACUAUAUUUCAUUAUUUAUAAUCGCAUUGUUGCUGAUUGGUAUGAUUUUGACUAUGUUAAUCUGCUAAAAGACUUUUGGUGGCAUAGUCCAAAACAUUUGAAAGACUAUAUAAAGAAUGACACCAUUUAUGAGGCAGUCAAAAUGGUAAUUUAUCAUGAAUUUCCUCAACAUUUCCCAAAGGAGAAAAUAAUCCAAAUUUCUUUUUCUGUCGAGUUACCAUAUAGUAAGUUUUCAUUGCUUCGAGAAGGGGAUUUCCUGUAACUCACACUGAUCUUUGCUCAUGCAAAUACUGAAUUCCAGUAAUAAUUUUUUGAAUUCAAAUUAAAUGUUAACUCAUUUUAAUUUCAAACAAUUUUAAUUUUCUGAUGAGCUUAUUUAAACCCACCUUAAUAUGCAUAAACUCAAGUAGCUACACUCUACCAAAUUACUAUUAAAUGAUAUUUCCAGUGGCAAAUUUAGGUAUUUUGUGGCUUUAGACAAUGUGUAACCUGGUGCCUUUUUUAAUAAAUUGAAUAAUUUAAAUUUA